AUGUUUGCAAAGGCUUCUCUCAUCAGUGCGCUGCUCAGCGCCGUCUCAGCUGAAACAAUCUGGGACGGCCGCUUCAACGACAUGACGUCGAGCGCCGACUUGGCCAAGUGGUCGUGGUCCAACCCCGUGGGCUCCUACCAAUACUACAUCCACGGCCCGGGCGCCGUAACUGAAUACGUCAACCUGGGCACGUCGUUUAAGAACCCGGCCGACAAGGCGUCCAAGCAGGGCGCCAAAAUCACCAUUGACGAGACGUCGCGGUGGAACGGGCAGACGAUGCUGCGCACAGAGCUGAUUCCGCAGACCAAGGCCGCCAUCAACAAGGGAAAAGUCUACUACCACUUCUCCAUCAAGUCGUCGACGCAGAACAAGCCCACGGCCACAAACGAGCACCAACUCGCCUUCUUCGAGUCCCACUUUACAGAGCUCAAGUACGGCGCGUCGGGCUCGGCAAACACAAAGCUGCAGUGGCACGUUGGCGGCGUCUCCAAGUGGGACACGGAGCUCGUUGCUGACGAGUGGCACAAUGUCGCCUAUGAAAUCGACUUUGACGGUGGCUCCGUCUCUUUCUGGCACUCGACCGGCAGCGACGAGCUGAAGAAGACGGCUGGCCCUUUUACCGCUAGCACGCAGUCCAACGGUGCGGACUGGCACGUGGGUGUUCUGAGGCUGCCUGGUUCCGCGGAUGCUGCUGGGGCCGAGGACUGGUUCUUCAGCGGCGUGUACAUUGAGGAUGGGUCGUUGACGACUAAGAUUGGCGAUGGAGCAGCGGCUGCCGAUAAGCCUGCUGACAAGCCUGCCGACAAGCCUGCUACUCCAUCUGCUACUCCCACUACUCUGGUGCCCGUCGCUUCUCCUAAGCCCGCUGAUUCCGCCCCAGCUGCUUCGUCUCCAGUUCCCUCUGCUUCCGCUUCUCCUUCGCCUUCGCCUGCUCCUGCUCCCGCACCUGGCUCUGGCUCUGGCUCUGGCUCUGGCUCUGGCUCUGGCUCUGGCUCUGGCUCUGGCUCUGGAUCUAGCUCUGGCUCUGGCUCUGGCUCUGGAUCUAGCUCUGGCUCUGGCUCUGCCUCCGACGCCGUCCUGCCCAAAGAGUUCACCAUCAAGGAGUUCAUCGCAUGGCUCCGAGCCAAGCAGAGCCAGAACUAA
This is a messenger RNA of Exserohilum turcica Et28A, 1143 nucleotides long. RefSeq lists its product as uncharacterized. Bases 1 to 1143 code for a protein of 380 amino acids. The transcript has 2 exons. Lineage: Eukaryota; Fungi; Ascomycota; Dothideomycetes; Pleosporales; Pleosporaceae. The record is from RefSeq and is a predicted model, not a curated record.